AACACGAAGGCGAUAGAAAAAGGCUGUAGGAUUUAUUAGUUGUUAAGUAGAAAAUCCACGCCUGCAUCUUGGAGUCCGAGGAAACACGCUGGCUCCGGAGGGAUGGUGAAGCGAAAACACGCGAACUAAAGGGAGAGCUUUUUGAUAGCUAGUCAUAGCCGCUGUCUUUCCUGUCAGAGGCGAAAUGAUUCCUCCGGGUAACGCGACUGAAGUCAGCCUUGAGAGGGUGGAGAACGAAAAUGACAUUCAGCCCCCCUCUCCUGCCUCUACCACCAGCCAGGAAUCAAAGCUCCAGAAAUUGAAACAAUCACUUUCUUUCAAGACCAACAGUUUGAGGAGUAAAAGUGCAGACAACUUUUUUCAACAAACAAAUUGUGGCACGAAGUUGCAAGUAGAUUUGCUAUCAGAAAUCACCUCUAAAAUGGGGCAGCUCCCUAAUUUGGAAAAUCAAAACUCCACUCCAACCAAAACCCAUCUCCAGCCAGAAGACAAGACUCACAUUUUUGAGGAACACAUUUUCAAAAAACCUACUUUCUGUGAUGUUUGCAACCAUAUGAUUGUUGGGACAAAUGCUAAACAUGGAUUACGCUGUAAGGCAUGCAAACUGAGCAUUCACCACAAAUGUGCAGAGAGCACUGGACAGCAACGGUGCAUGGGAAAAUUGCCCAAAGGUUUCCAUCGUUACUACAGCAGUCCCCUUCUCAUUCAGGAGCAGUUUGGCUGCAUCAAAGAAGUAAUGCCAAUUGCCCAGGCAGCAAAAAUCUCAGACAAACCAGCAACUAAAACUGAGAAGUCCGAGUGCAUUCACUCAGCAUGGGGGACAACCAGCAAAUAUCAGGGAGAGGGGGAGCUUAGCAAACUCUCUGAAGACAAGGAAGAAAUACAUAGAGAAAAGGGAAAUAUUUUUGCCAAAUUAGACUUGGCUCAAGCCUAUCAGCAGUUACCUGUGGAUGAAGAAACAGCAGAAGCUCAGACCAUUGGAUCUCUUAAUAAAGAUUCAAUACAGAUGAAUAUAUAUGUGGCCUUGUACAAAUUUCUACCACAGGAGCAUGAAGAUUUGGAAAUGAGGCCCGGAGAUAGAAUUAUACUACUAGAGGAUUCAAAUGAAGAUUGGUGGAAGGGGAAAAUAGAAGAUCGAAUUGGUUUUUUUCCUGCUAAUUUUGUUCAAAGAUUACAAGAUGAAAAAGUUUUCAAAUGUAUCAGAACAUUUAUUGGAUGCAAGGAACAAGGACAGAUAACUCUAAAAGAGAACCAAAUCUGCAUAACUUCAGAAAAGGAACAAGACGGAUUUAUCAAAGUAUGCAGUGGAAAGAAAAAGGGCUUUGUCCCAAUAGAUGUCUUAGAAGACAUCUGAAAUUUGCCCGGUCAGCAAAUGCAGUACAGUAGCAAAGCUUCACCAGCAAGACCUGUUUGCUUCAUUUUGCACUGUGUCUACCCAAACAAGCUGUCCUGGAGAUUACUAGGGCAAUCAGAAGACAACUACAAAGACCAACCACUAUCAAGCAUUUAGUUGCUUUGAAGCAACAAACAGUUGAUCAAUAACGAAGUGUAUUAAUAGAGAAAGAACCAAAUAAAGGUGGUGUAAACCUUAAGGGAGGGGUGGGCUGCUUUUCUAAAAAGACAAGUUAAAAAAUUAAACUUGAUGGUGGGUUUUGUUUUAUUUUGUUUCAUUUUUUUCCUGAGCAAAGCUACUAAUUAUUACCCUUUGGCAACAGGCAAUUGACCUGUAAGGCUGUUUUUCUCUUGUUCAGGUGUCUUAAGAAAACUGAUAGGAACUUUUAGUCAAUGUUGUUUGAUAUGUGUCUCACUAGGAAAGGUUCAGACUUUUUCUCUGAACUGUGAUUUGAUGGUUGAAAUAAGUGAUAUGAAUCUGACCUUUAAAAUAUUGUUCCCCAUUUUAGGGAAUUAGGAUAACAUUUGGUUCUGACUUUUAAUUUUUUUUAUUAAAAGGCAGUUUAAGUGAAACAUGUAGUCAUCAGUUUGGGAAACAAGCUGCUACCCAGUUUAAGCUUUCUGUGGGUUUCUUUUUUGUUGUUCUUAGUUGCAAAGUCAUGUCUAACCCAUCACAACCCCAUGGACAAUGUUCCUCCAGGUCUUCCUGCUCUCAACUAUCCCCUGGAGUCCAUUUAAUCUCAUGCUGGCUGCUUCAGUAGCUCCAACCAGCCACCUAAUUCUCUGCCAUUGUCAGAUCCCUAAAAGUGAUACUACCAUUCAGUUGGGAGAAGGGGUGGGGGGCUUGAAUUCAAUUUAUUACUAUUGCCUGUGACAAUUGCUAUUUUAUAACUUGUAUCCUGGCGCCAAGGCACCCUGAGAUUUUCUCACCUCUUGGGGAAUGUAGUAGGCGGGAGGGCCCUGUGGGUUGUUUCAUUUUGAAAGCCAGCAGAGAUGGCCAUGGGAUUGCCUGCUUAUCUAUUUCUCAGAGCGGCUGGUACAAUAACAUCUUCACACCUGUGAAUUGGCUGAAUCCACAUCUGGCUAAAAAGAGGCAUCUCUACUGCUUUAAUUCUACUUGUCUUGCCUAAGGUUAUUCAGACGUUGCUUUGAAU
Molecule: messenger RNA, 2546 nt
Organism: Pseudonaja textilis
Lineage: Eukaryota; Metazoa; Chordata; Lepidosauria; Squamata; Elapidae
Source: RefSeq, a predicted model, not a curated record